Messenger RNA from Equus caballus (horse), 2760 nucleotides. Its product is annotated as cell adhesion molecule CEACAM1. NCBI's taxonomy places the organism in Eukaryota, Metazoa, Chordata, Mammalia, Perissodactyla, Equidae. Gene Ontology annotation, biological process: regulation of immune system process; signal transduction. The record is from RefSeq and is a predicted model, not a curated record. Gene Ontology annotation, molecular function: protein tyrosine kinase binding. Gene Ontology annotation, cellular component: plasma membrane; cell surface.
AAUCCCUCCUGCCUCUGGAGGAGGCUCAGCACAGAAGGAGGAAGGACAGCAGAGCUGAAGUAUUUGGACAGCAGCGCUUGUGAGCAUUUCUGGAGCCCAAGCUCUUCUCACAGAGGAAAGGACAGAGCAGGCAGCAGACACCAUGGAGCACCCGUCAGCCCCUGCCCACAGAGGGCACUUCCCCUGGCAGGGGCUCCUGCUGGCAGUCUCUCUCACAACUUUCUGGAACCAGCCCACUGCCGCUCAACUCACUAUUGAAUCGGUGCCGACCAAUGCUGUCCAAGGGCAGGAUGUUCUUCUGCUUGUCCACCAUCCGCCUGGGGAUCUGGCAGCCUAUGUCUGGUACAAAGGGGCCAGAGUAGAUCCCAACCAACACAUUGCAUUGUAUGCGAUAGGGCAACAAGAAAUUAUCCCAGGGCCUCUAUACAGUGGUCGAGAGACAAUAUACUCCAAUGGAUCCUUGCUGUUCCAGAAUGUCACCCAGGAGAACACAGGAUACUACACUCUACAAGUCAUAAAGGCAAAUUUCCAAACUGAAGUAGGACUUGGACACCUGCAAGUAUACCUGGAGUUAACCAAACCCAACAUCACAUGCAACAACUCCAACCCUGUGGAGCAUGAGGACCCUGUAGUGUUAACAUGUGAACCUGAGACUCAGAACACCACCUACCGGUGGUUGAUCAACAAUCAGAGCCUCCUGGACAGCGCCUGGCUGAAGCUAUCCUUGGACAACAGGACUCUCACUUUAUUCAACAUCACAAGGAAUGACACUGGACCCUAUGAGUGUGAAACCUGGAACCCAGGGAGUGCUCGUCGCAGUGACCCAUUCUACCUCAACAUUCUCUAUGGCCCGGAUGCCCCCACCAUUUCCCCCGCAGACUCCUAUUACCAGCAAGGGGCAAACCUCAGCCUCUCCUGCCAUGCGGCCUCUAACCCACCUGCACAGUAUUCUUGGCUUAUCAACGGGAGGCCCCAGCAAUCCACACAGGAGCUCUUUAUCCCCAACAUCACUGCGAAUGACAGUGGAUCCUACACCUGCCUCGUCCAUAACUCUGUCACUGGCCUCAAUAGGGCCACAGUCAAGACCAUCACAGUCUCUGAGCCAGUGGCACAGCCCUCCAUCCGAGCCAGCAACACCACAGUCACAGAACAGAAGGAUGCUGUGGUCCUGACCUGCCUCACAAGUGACACUGGAAUCUCCACCCAGUGGUUCUUCAAUAACCAGCAUCUAGGGCUCACAGAGAGGAUGAAGCUGUCCCAGGACAACAGCACCCUCACCAUAGACCCAGUCAAGAGGGAUGAUGCUGGGGAUUAUCAGUGUGAGGUCUCCAAUUUAGUCAGUUCCAGCAAAAGCGACAUCCUCAGGCUGUAUGUGAAAUAUGCUCCAACACCAGGAAAUUCUGCUGGCCUCUCGGCUGGGGUCAUUGACAGCAUCGUGGUUGGAGUCCUGGCUGGGGUAACUCUGGCAGCUCCGCUUCACUUUCUUUAUAUCUGAAAGAUUUGAGGGUCAGGGCCACUCUGACAACUCCCCUAACAAGAUGGAUGCAGUUGCAUUUUCUUCCCUGAACUUCAAUGUCCAGGAAUCAAGGAAACCAACUUCAGCCUUCCCACCCCAUCAGCCAUGGAAACAGUUUAUUCAGACAUGAAACAGAAGUACUGCAACCUGCCCUGUUCGCUGCACUGCUGACUUACUCCAAGCUUCUCAUUCUCAUCACUGGAAGGAUCCCUUUACCCUCAGGGAAAAGGGGAAGAAGCCCACCCAUUCCUCCCCACUCCGUUUAACUUCCAAAUGAGGAGCCUCCAGGCUGCCUGGUCACAGCCCCUCCCUUCAGUGUCAAUAAAUGAAAAGGUGCAUCCGGGAGUCUGUAGGAAACCCAACCUUCCUAGUCUUUGAAAUUUGGCAAAGCAGACUUUCGAAGAGAGUUGCCAGAACCUCCCACUCCUCCCCCUCUCCUGACCUAGACUUGCUUUAAAUUUACCUAUUCAGAGCACACUCAUUUCUUCCCACUGCAGUCUGGCCAUAUAGGAGUCUUGAAUUUGCCAAUAACCUUGAGAAUUAUGUCCUUAUCCACUGAAAUGCAUGUGCCAGAAAAGAAUAAACAAAAAGUAAAAGUAAAAGCUUCUCCCAUCUCUCCAAGCCCAGGGUGAAUACAUCAGACACAGGAAAAGAAAUAUGUAACCAAUUCUGGACUGGGAAAUUCUACACAUUUGUCCACUGUCGGGGUUGUCCACCUAUCGGAUGAGGCCUAAACACCUUGCUGCUUAGCUAGAAUACCACCUAAGCUCCUUGGCAAGCCUGUCUUCAGAGAACCCACUAGAAGCAACUAGGAAAACUGUUUUCCAAGGUCCAUAGGUGAGUCCUAAUGGAAAAUACGAAAAAAAAAAAUGCAGGUUUUAAUCACUUCAUGGUCUUUAUUCAAGUCAAUGCCCACAGAAGGAGGGUUAUGGAUUUAGGGAGGAGUCAGCUGUUCACAGAGACAACCUGCUGGGAAUUUGGGAAAGGAAUAGAGAGCUACCCUUCAGAGAUUAUUUAAAUGAUUGUUAAAGAAUGCUCAAUGUUGGAUAUUGGGUUUUUUCCUUUUUCUCUGAGAUAUUCUGCCAUUUUAUUUUUUGUAACUGCUUAUUUAUGUGAGAGGGGUUAUUUUUACUUAGCUUAGCUGUGUAAGUCAAUCUGAUUGCUUUAGAUAAAAGAAGUCACCAAAACUUAUCAAGAUCACUUGGCCAGGAGCUCCUCAAGGCUUUUGUCUCAGAGGCUCCAAA